Messenger RNA from Cynoglossus semilaevis (tongue sole), 4338 nucleotides. It is a transcript of the gene abcg1, whose product is annotated as ATP-binding cassette, sub-family G (WHITE), member 1. The record is from RefSeq and is a predicted model, not a curated record. Lineage: Eukaryota; Metazoa; Chordata; Actinopteri; Pleuronectiformes; Cynoglossidae. The coding region runs from base 1648 to 3753 and encodes 701 amino acids. The transcript is spliced from 14 exons. Gene Ontology annotation, molecular function: ATP hydrolysis activity; ABC-type sterol transporter activity; ATP binding. Gene Ontology annotation, biological process: transmembrane transport; cholesterol homeostasis; cholesterol efflux. Gene Ontology annotation, cellular component: plasma membrane.
AUAUGGGUGAAGUUUCUCUCUUUUACUCCUUUCAACAGAAUAACAAAAAACUGGUUUGGUGAAUGUAGGUUAUGGACCAAAGGUUUGGGUGGUGAUCUGGAUGUAAUUCAGAUUUUUAAAAUAUAAAAAUGUUCACGUCAUUGUAGGAAAUAGACAAGAGGCUGAUAAAUGGUGCUUUACACAAGAAGUUCCCAAAUUAUUAUCUUUAUUGUUUUUAUACAUUUCUUUGAUCUUUCAUGGUAAUUUGUUCACUGUUGUUUUGUGUUUUUUUGUGCAUACACGUUCAUUGUCUCUUUAAAACCCUGGUUCACAGGUCAUCUUCACAGGGCAUGGUCACUGUCAGGAGGGGGCGUGGCCACAGUGUGGGCUGGUGUGUGUCCUCAGGCAGUGAUUAGACGUGAGUGAGAGAGGCUCAGCGUCAGUGUCCCACGGCCAUGGCCUGUCUGAUGGCUGCCUUGUCUGUUCACAACGCCAGCGUCACCAAUGCUGUCAUCAUGGUGAGUCCAGAGUCUGCAAACUGACUGAGGGGACAGACAGAGGACAGGUGAUAAGGACAAAAACUAAGGGGAACAGACUGGAAAUAAGUCAAGCGGACAGGGGAAGAGGACAGGCAUUAAGGAGAGUGAGGGGACAGACAAAGGACAGGUGUGUGAGUACAGGUAUGUAUUGAGGACAAAACUUCCAGUACAGAAUGAGAAUGAAUUAAGAGGAUAGACAGUGAAGUGAGACACAGACUGAGGAAAGACACCUGUACAAGAACAUAAGGAGAUGCAGUUGGUGGACGGACAGCAGAUGGACAUCAUUCUUAUAUAAAACAGUCAUGACAUAAAAAGUGCCAAACUUUGGACAAAGAUGGAAUGAGAAAAGGAAAGGCACAAAAAGUUUGACGUGGUAUUUUAUGUAUAACUUAGUCAAAUGUCAGUAACAGAAGGAGAAUUUUCAAUUGGAAAGUUUCUGUGACCACAAACAGCACCAGUUCUUAGGGUUAAAUGUGGUACCAUUCUUGAAAGAACUCAACAGGUUGGUGCUUGUUCCAGACCUGAUGGAAAUCUUCUGUGGACGUAGUCUGGGUCAAACUUUGUCUUGUCGUGUAAUCCCAGACACAGGGAUUACGACAGCCUCAAAGACUCAGCCAGACUUUUUUGGUUGAAGUCAUCACCUUUAAUAUUUUUAAUUAUAGUUUAAUUUAUUUUUUUAAUCCUCUGAAGAGAAUCUCUCUGUUGUCUAAUGUCUUUCGCAGUUUUUUUGUUUGCUUGACUUUGUGUUUAAACUGGAGGUUCAGAUUUUUGGCUGCAGAUCAGACCCAUCUUCACCACAUGUUUAUGGACAUUGAGUGUCUGUACAUGUCUGUACCUGCGUCUUAUUGGAGAUCACAGGCCAUAAGAAAAAAAAGGGAUCUUUGUUUCUUAAAUUCCUGCUAGUGUAUCAGUGUUGUGUUCCACUCAACACUCCUAGGUUUUAAACUGAGCCAGGAAAUUCUGAGUAAAAGUGAAAGUAAGAACAAAACUAGAUUGUUUUAUUUUGUUACUAAUACUUUUCAUGACUUUUUCGUUUGGUGGUGCUCCGUGGGAUUUCUUGAAUGUGGAAUAUGUGCAUGGCUCAAAUAAAGGUUAAGAAGAACUAGACUACAGUAUAUGUUGUUAUUUGAUGGAGAUUCCUAUUCUGUUGUUAUUAUGCAAAGUAAUGAAACAUGUAAGGACAUGUGUAACCAGCUGCUUUGAAUAUGUGUGCAUGGCUGUGAAUGGGACUGGGGAUGACCUUUCACCUUUUGAACCUCAUGUCAGUUUCUUGUCCCACCUUCAGAACAGCAACGGACCGCCUGACCUGAUGUUGGAUGUUGGGUCGGUAAGCAUCAGUAUGGACCAGAGGCCUGUAGGGGGCAGCCAGCGGAGACCUCUGCUGCAGGUGCUUGUGAAGAAGGUGGACAACAACCUGAUGGAAACCCAGAGGUUCUCUUCGUUACCACGGAGACCGGCGAUCGAUAUUGAAUUUAAGGACGUGUCGUACUCUGUCAGAGAGGGCCCCUGCUGGAGAAAGAGAGGUUACAAGACUCUGCUCAAAGGGAUUUCAGGAAAAUUCACGAGUGGAGACCUGGUGGCCAUAAUGGGGCCCUCAGGAGCCGGGAAGUCCACGCUCAUGAAUAUCCUGGCUGGGUACAGGGAAACCGGAAUGAAGGGUGAGAUCCUGAUCAACGGUCGACCCAGAGACCUGCGCUCCUUCAGGAAGGUUUCCUGUUACAUCAUGCAGGACGACAUGCUGCUGCCCCACCUGACCGUCCACGAGGCCAUGAUGGUGUCUGCUAACCUCAAACUGCAGGAAAAGGCGGAGACUCGCAAAGAGAUGGUCCGGGAGAUUCUGACGGCUCUGGGUUUAAUGGAAUGCGCUGAAACCAGGACAUCACACCUGUCUGGUGGUCAGAGGAAGAGACUGGCCAUCGCUCUGGAGCUGGUCUACAAUCCACCAGUCAUGUUCUUUGAUGAGCCCACCAGUGGUUUGGACAGUUCUUCCUGUUUCCAGGUGCUGUCUCAGCUCAAAGCUCUGGCUCAGGGAGGAAGAACCAUCAUCUGCACCAUCCACCAGCCUAGUGCUAAACUCUUUGAACUCUUUGAUAAGCUCUACGUCCUCAGCCAGGGUCAGUGUAUCUACAGAGGAAACGUCUCAGGCCUGGUCUCCUACCUCAGAGAGAUUGGACUGAACUGCCCCACCUACCACAACCCUGCUGACUUUGUGAUGGAGGUGGCGUCAGGAGAAUACGGAGAUCAGAUGGUGCGACUGGUGAAGGCUGUUCAGGACAGGAAGUGUGACACGUGUCAUCAGACUGAACUGAAUGGAGAUGUGAACCUACAACCUGUCCUGUGGCAGGGCACUGAGGAGGACUUGGCCUCAUCUGAAGGCUGCCACAGAUUCUCAGCCAGCUGCAUGACCCAGUUCUCCAUCCUGUUCAAGAGAACUUUAGUCAGCAUCGCCAGAGACUCGGUGCUGACCCACCUGAGAAUCCUGUCUCACAUCGGGAUUGGUUUGUUGAUCGGUUUAUUGUACCUGGGAAUCGGGGAUGAAGCCAAGAAGGUUCUGAGCAACUCAGGCUUCCUGUUCUUCUCAAUGUUGUUUCUAAUGUUUGCAGCGUUGAUGCCAACAGUGCUCACGUUUCCUCUGGAAAUGGGAGUGUUUCUGCGGGAGCACCUGAACUACUGGUACAGCCUGAAGACCUACUACCUCGCUAAAACCAUGGCUGACAUUCCCUUUCAGGUGGUAUUUCCGGUUAUGUACUGCAGUAUUGUGUACUGGAUGACAGCUCAGCCUCCUGAUGUUGGACGCUUCCUCCUCUUCCUGUCUCUGGGAAUCUUGACUUCCUUUGUGGCCCAAAGUCUGGGUCUGCUGAUUGGUGCCGCUUCCAAUUCCCUGCAGGUGGCAACAUUUGUCGGCCCUGUCACAGCAAUUCCGGUCCUGCUGUUUUCGGGCUUCUUUGUCAGUUUUGAUACCAUUCCCUGGUACCUGCAGUGGAUGUCAUACAUAUCCUAUGUCAGGUAUGGUUUUGAAGGCGUCAUCCUGUCCAUCUAUGGCCUGGAUAGACAAGAUCUUCACUGUGACGAAGAUGACACCUGUCACUUCCAAAAGUCCGAGGCCAUCCUGAAGGAGCUGGACAUGCUGGAUGCCAAACUCUACCUUGACUUCAUCGUCCUCGCCAUCUUCUUCUUCUCCUUAAGGCUACUGGUGUACUUUGUCCUGAGGUACAAGAUCAGUGCUGAAAGGUAGACCAGGACCAGGACCAGGACUGUGUGAUCAGAGUGUUUUAAGUCCAGUGCUCCUGUGUUCUGUCACCACAUGUGACAUGUGACAAGGUCACUGAACUCUGACUCUACUUUGGCUUCAGAAACAAUGUGAGUAGACACCAACUAGUCUAAGGAUACGUCAGAGGUCAGCAGGUCAAAGCCCAAAUCCUGCAGAACCAGGAGCUGGUCUCCUGAGUGUCUAAGGACCAGAGGUCCAGGGUGACCUGAUCCCUGAAUCCUGGACAGUUUCCACCUGAUUGAUGUUCACGUCACUGUAUCGCACACAGCCAGUGAUUAUACUUCCUUAAGCAUUCAGGCAAACAACAACAUUUUAUUUCAUCUGUAAAUAUUUGGAAACUCCACAUGGGACUUUUCCUCAAAAGAGAUUUGCUGCUCCUAUCUAAAAUGUCAGCUUUGCUGACUUCUGCAGCAGACUUCAGUACAAACACAAGUUUAUAUUGAGUCAAUAUGUCAAACUGGAGUUUGAAUUAAUUAUUAGAAUUGCUUGAUAAAACAAUGCUAUUUGUGUUCAUAAUCAAUUCUUGUGAAUAAACAUGAUCAAAACAAA